AAGGUGGGUUCGUCCUGUGGAACGCCUGAGUGACAAAAUAAAAAUCAAGUUUGGCCUUGCAAUAUCUCAGUUGGUGGAUGUGGAUGAGAAAAACCAGCUAAUGACAACAAACGUCUGGUUGAAACAGGGAUGGGUAGACGCAAAGCUAAGAUGGAACCCUGAUGAGUACGGAGGAAUAAAGAUUAUUCGUGUCCCUUCAGACUCUCUGUGGACCCCAGACAUCGUUUUGUUUGACAAUGCAGAUGGACGUUUUGAAGGGGCCACUACGAAAACAGUUGUCAGGUACGAUGGCACCGUCACCUGGACACAACCAGCAAACUACAAAAGUUCCUGUACUAUAGAUGUUACAUUUUUCCCAUUUGAUCUCCAAAAUUGUUCCAUGAAAUUCGGCUCUUGGACAUAUGAUGGAACCCAGGUUGAUAUAAUCCUAGAGGACCAGGAUGUGGACAGAACAGACUUUUUUGACAAUGGAGAAUGGGAAAUCGUGAGCGCGAUGGGGAGCAAAGGGAACAGAACGGACAGCUGCUGCUGGUACCCUCAAGUCACGUACUCCUUUGUGAUUAAGCGGCUGCCUCUCUUCUAUACCUUAUUUCUUAUUAUUCCGUGCAUCGGGCUCUCAUUUCUGACUGUGGUUGUCUUCUACCUGCCUUCAAAUGAGGGUGAGAAGAUCAGUCUGUGCACUUCAGUGCUUGUGUCUCUCACUGUCUUCCUUCUGGUUAUUGAAGAGAUCAUACCCUCAUCUUCCAAAGUCAUACCUCUGAUUGGAGAGUAUUUGGUAUUCACCAUGAUUUUCGUGACAUUGUCCAUCAUGGUGACUGUCUUUGCCAUCAACAUCCACCAUCGCUCUUCCUCAACACACAAUGCGAUGGCUCCAUGGGUCCGUAAGAUAUUUCUUCACAAGCUUCCCAAACUGCUCUGCAUGAGGAGUCAUGCGGACAGGUACUUCACGCAGAGAAGAGAAGCCGAGAGCGGCAGUGGACCCAAGUCUAGGAACACUUUGGAGGCUGCGCUGGAUUGUGUCCGCUACAUCACGAGGCACGUCACGAAGGAGAAUGACGUCCGCGAGGUUGUUGAAGAUUGGAAAUUCAUAGCCCAAGUUCUUGAUCGGAUGUUUCUGUGGACCUUUCUUCUGGUUUCAGUCGUUGGGACUCUAGGACUUUUUGUUCCUGUUAUUUAUAAAUGGGCCAAUAUAAUAGUCCCAGUUCACAUUGGAAAUACAAUUAAGUGAAACAAGAAGCCACACUAUGAAUUUAGUUAGUUGUCAUGCAUCUCUUAGGGCACGUAUACAAUUAUGGAAAUUUGAAAUUAUUUAGAAUUUGAUAUAGGCUGUAACAGAUUAGUGAUUUCUAACAUUGACUCAAUAUUGCCCAUUAGAGCUUAAGUCUUAGCUGCAAGUGGUAAGAAAGCAUUGCCCGCCUGCACUAGCAGAGGCCUAGCGUCCGCAUCCUGGCAGAUCCUGCUAACUUACAAUUAAUGAUGAAGUUCAUCUUUGGAGUGCUAGAAAAUGCAACUAUAUCUGAAGACUGUUUAAAACUUUUUCCAAAUUUAGUAAAAGCCUAUCUUUGUGUGGUUUUGAAGUUUUAGAAUGGGUCUAGUUAAAUUGCCUACACUGGCCCCAAACCGCCUUAGUAGCCAGGACUACAGGUGUGCUCUGCGAUGCCCAGCUAAUAUAUACUUUACAAUUCCCCCUGUCCUGUAUUCACAGAUGUAUAAUACAGUAUACUUCUAUAUGAA
Psammomys obesus (fat sand rat) is the source of this 1734-nucleotide messenger RNA. RefSeq names its product cholinergic receptor nicotinic alpha 5 subunit (gene Chrna5). The record is from RefSeq and is a predicted model, not a curated record. Gene Ontology annotation, biological process: regulation of membrane potential; monoatomic ion transmembrane transport; signal transduction. Gene Ontology annotation, molecular function: acetylcholine-gated monoatomic cation-selective channel activity; transmembrane signaling receptor activity. Gene Ontology annotation, cellular component: neuron projection; postsynaptic membrane; synapse. The transcript is spliced from 5 exons. The coding region runs from base 101 to 1228 and encodes 375 amino acids. NCBI's taxonomy places the organism in Eukaryota, Metazoa, Chordata, Mammalia, Rodentia, Muridae.